Molecule: messenger RNA, 1437 nt
Organism: Schistocerca piceifrons (Central American locust)
Lineage: Eukaryota; Metazoa; Arthropoda; Insecta; Orthoptera; Acrididae
Product: myrosinase 1-like
Exons: 11
Coding region: 1-1437 (478 amino acids)
Biological process (GO): carbohydrate metabolic process
Molecular function (GO): beta-glucosidase activity
Source: RefSeq, a predicted model, not a curated record
AUGAUGAAGUUCCUCAUUGCCUUUACGGCUGUUUUCGUCGGUACUUCUGCACAGAAUGCCACUAACAGAUUCCCAGAUAACUUCAUGUUUGGAGCUGCGACAGCCGCAUAUCAGAUCGAAGGAGCUUGGAAUGAAGACGGCAAAGGAGAGAGCAUUCAGGACUACUUCUUCCACAACUAUCCGGAAUACACCACAGGAGACACCGGCGACGUUGCCUGCGAUUCCUACCACAGGUACCAGGAGGACGUGCAGAUGCUGAAAGCGCUCAACGCAGACGUAUAUCGAUUUUCGAUUUCCUGGCCACGUGUGUUGCCUACCGGGGACGUGGACGUUAUCAAUCAGCCUGGUAUCGACUAUUACAACAACCUCAUCAACGAGCUGCUUGCCAAUGGAAUUCAGCCUGUGGUUACAAUGUACCACUUCGAUCUCCCUCAAGCACUGCAGUACAUCGGAGGCUGGCCCAACGAGAUGCUGGCAGACUACUUCGUUCAAUAUGCAAGGAUACUCUUCCAAAACUUCGGUGAUAGGGUGAAGUGGUGGAUCACAUUUAACGAGCCUGCUGUCUUCGUGAACGGCUACGCGGCGGAAGGUAUCGCCCCUUCUCAGCCAGCGUCGGGCAUUGGUGACUACCUGGCGACACACACCGUCAUCGAAGCACACGCACGGGUCUGGCAUCUGUAUGAUGAAGAGUUCAGAGCAUCACAGAACGGUAGUGUGGGAAUCACACUUAAUAUGGAUGGGCUUGAACCGGCGAGUAACACAGAAGGGGAAAACGAUGCCAGUGAACGAGCACGACAGUUUCAGAUGGGUAUCUUCGCACACCCAAUCUACACUGAGGAAGGGGAUUACCCACUUGUGGUGCAACAGUUAGUGGAUGACAACAGUGCUCGUGAGGGACGAAACCACUCAAGGCUACCAAAAUUUACACAGGAAGAGAUCGAAUACAUUAGGGGAUCGGCAGACUUUCUCGGAAUGAACCACUACUCAACCAACUUCGUGACGCCAGGCCUCAUAGGUGAAUCGCCUUCCAAAUCGCGGGACUCUGGAGUGUAUACAAUGCCUGGUGGGCACUAUGCUUGGGGACUACGAAAUCAACUGAAUUGGGUUGCCACCGAAUACCCAGGAUAUCCAAUCUUUAUAACAGAGAACGGUCUCUCCAACUCUGGAGGGCUAAACGACACAGACCGCAUCGAUUACUUUACAGAAUACCUCGGAGCUGUCCUAGAAGCGAUAAACACUGAUGGUGUUCCAGUAAUCGGUUACACGGCGUGGAGUCUCAUGGACAACUUUGAAUGGAACUCGGGAUACAUGGUUAAGUUUGGACUGUACGAGGUGGAUUUCAACAGUACAAACAGGACGAGGACGCCCAAAGACUCGGCCAGCUUCAUGGCAGAAGUCUUCAGCAGCAAGCAGCUUCCUGACCAGUACAGCCUGUAG